Messenger RNA from Lemur catta (Ring-tailed lemur), 944 nucleotides. Its product is annotated as protein NDNF-like. Lineage: Eukaryota; Metazoa; Chordata; Mammalia; Primates; Lemuridae. Gene Ontology annotation, biological process: extracellular matrix organization. Bases 221 to 820 code for a protein of 199 amino acids. The transcript is spliced from 6 exons. The record is from RefSeq and is a predicted model, not a curated record.
CACUUCGGCGGCCGCCCGCCGCGCGCCCUCGCCCGCCUUUGAAGUUUGCUGUGCCGGCCGCAAAGUUGGGACGCUUCCGCCGACGGAAUUUUUCGCUUCUCCCCGCUCCGCCCCCUCCCUCUGGUCGCCCGGUUUCCGGACGCCGGCGCCGGGCUGCUCGCGCCGCACCUCGGGGCGGCCGCUCUCCGCCUCCCCCGGGAGGCCGGACGGAUCUCUGAGGAUGGCGCUGCUCCGCUGCUGUCUGCUGUGGCUCCUCCUGCCCGUCGGCUGCGGGACCCAGAAGUUGCCCACGCGAGACGAGGAGCUGUUCCAGAUGCAGAUCCGGGACAAGGCGUUUUUCCAUGAUUCGUCAGUCAUUCCAGACGGGGCUGAAAUCAGCAGUUAUCUCUUUAGAGAUACGCUUAAAAGGUAUUUCUUUGUGGUUGAAGAAGACAACACCCCGCUGUCGGUCACGGUGACACCCUGCGACGUGCCCUUGGAGUGGAAGCUGAGCCUGCAGGAGCUGCCCGAGGAGACGAGCGGAGAGGGCUCAGUGGCAUCGCCAAAGCGUGGAGUGGGGUGUAUUUUGGCGAAGGUUCCGGCCCCGUGGUGCUGGACGAAGUGCGCUGCACGGGGAACGAGCUCUCCGUCGAGCAGUGUGCGAGGAGCUCCUGGGGACAGCACGACUGUGCCCACGGAGAGGACGCGGGAGUAUCCUGCACCCCCGUCACAGAUGGGGCCAUCAGACUCGCAGGGGGCAAAGGCAGCCACGAGGGCUGCUUGGAGGUGUAUCACCAGGGACAGUGGGGCUCUGUCUCUGACGACGGCUGGACGGUGCUGAACACAUAUGUGGUUUGUCAGCAGCUGGGAUUUAAAUACGGCAAACAAACCUCCGCAAACCACUUCCCAGAAAGCAUGGGUCCCAUAUGGCUGGACGAUGUCACCUGCUCCGGAAAGGAAACCAG